Messenger RNA from Penicillium brasilianum, 2498 nucleotides. The record is from the annotation of a GenBank genome assembly. NCBI's taxonomy places the organism in Eukaryota, Fungi, Ascomycota, Eurotiomycetes, Eurotiales, Aspergillaceae.
GAGCCACUUCCUGCGGUUGAAAUCUUAUCUCGACGGUGAAGACCUCCUCUGAACUCUCUUGUUGGAUGCUUUGGUCAUUGAAAUACCACCUUCUCACUGAUUCCUUUAAAUAUUUUUCUUCGCUGAUACCCCGCCUCCUCCAAUAACCCCACUACAUUUACUCCCCACCUGCAACAUGGUGCUUGACUACAGCAAGUGGGAUGCACUGGAGCUAUCUGAUGACUCAGAUAUUGAGGUGCACCCAAAUGUCGAUAAGCGGUCUUUCAUCCGGGCCAAGCAGGCUCAGAUUCAUCAGCAGCGUGAACAGCGCCGUCACGAUAUCAAGACCCUAAAGUAUGAGCGCAUUAUCAAUGAUGGCCUACUUUCGCGCAUCGACAAGCUCCUUGAUUCUCUCAAGCAACAUGAAGACUCCUCGGCGUCCCCUGAGCAAUUCAUCUUCCAGACCAUCAUGGAAUUCGCCAGCAACCCUACCGAAGACCAAGCCCCGCCACCCCCAGAGGGUGUUCACACUCACGAGAAGGAACAACCCAAGUACUCGGCGAUGAUGAGUGCGUUGAUAGACCAGGUCAAGAAGGAGUUUGGAGAUUCCAAACCGGAAAACAUGUUCAAGGCUUAUAUCACGGGUGUGCAAGGACACAAGGACAAGGUGCAGGGCUUGCAGAAGGAGCUGUUGACGAGAUUGGCCCAGUUGGAGAAGGAGGAGAAGAGCAAGAUCACCAGCGAAGGCUUGCACGAUGGAUUCAACACUUCACAUGUGUCCAAGGCUGAUCCAAAGGCUAAAUCUACUGCGCCAGCCAAGAAAGCUGAAGUGGAGCUCCUGAACCCCGGUGCUGGACCAUCUUCGGCCGCACAGGCUGAGGAUGAGGACGAUGACGAUGACCCGGCGAACAUUGAGAUUAGCCCGCUGGCCAAGCGAUUUGCUAAGCUCAAGCCCAAUGACUACCUGGCAUACCAGCGCUUCAUUACCGAGCACCCUGAAAUCGUUGCCGAGAAGGAGACAGAUGGCCUGCUGGUCGAGGCCUUCAACAGCCAGCUCAAGGGCGAGGAUGCGUACGCUCGCCAGUGUGUGCACCAGGGUCUGCUUCUGCAGUACUGUCGUUCCCUCGGCCCUGACGGCAUCAAGCUUUUCUUCGGCCGCAUCACGACCAAGGAGCAUCGCGCUGCGACCCUGUUCACCAAUGAUGUGAACGACACCUACAACCGUAUCAAGACCCGUGCGGCUGAGCUUAGCAAGGAGAACUCUGCAUCCAAUGACCCGGCUGGCGUUGAGCAGAUCCAAUUGCAUGCCGUGGACCCCAACACCAAGAUUACCAUCAACAUUCCCGCCGCAAACAGCGAGGAUCCUACUGAGAUUGAGGCCCGUAAGAUUUUCGAGUCUUUCUCGGCCGAGCUCCAAAAGGCAUUAGCAUCCGAGUCGCUGGACGAGGUCAACAAGGUUCUUGGCAAGAUGUCCGUUGAGGAAGCGGAGGUUGUUGUUGAGCAGCUGGGCAAUGGUGGUAUGCUCAGCCUGGAGGAGGGCAUCAUCGAUGGAACCACAGAAGAAGGCCAAAAGAAGCUCGCCGAAAUUGAGGCAGAGGCUAAGCAGGACGUUGGCGAGCCAGGUGGUGAUGUAACCGAAUUGGACUAAAACGAGAAUACCCCCUAACAAAAUCAUGAGACAUAUUGCGACGAGCAACGAAUGAAGCAUCAUGCAUGAAGUACUACGUCUUUGUAUCUAUUAAAUGCUCUGCAUACUUUUCAUACUCAAUCCAGGCUGAUUACAGAAAUUCUAUAACGUCUACCAUUAAUGGCGUUGACAUGAUUGAGAUAUGGGAAUUCUUGGUAUUAACGUUGCCGUCAGUCUGAAAUAUUUAAUUUACACAGAUCUCCUGGGCUAGUUCGCUGCAUGGAGUGAAAGGCAUGGAGUGAAAGAAAAUCAUGGGUGAAAGGGGUAGAUGAAGGGAAGCAAAAUCGUGGAUAAAAUAGGUGAAUGGGGGGAAAACAAAGAUGAGCCUUUUGAGGAGAUCUGCGGCUGAUGGAUGGCUCUUGAAAAUGAAGAACAAGAACGUGAAAUGGCCCCGAGUCCGCACGCUGGUGAUAAUCAGGAGCUUCCUGCAAGCCCGGCUUUCUCAGGCCCCUGAGUUUCCAGAUGUCUUGAACGCUUUAAGUUAGAUACCGGUAGCACCGGGAGCCUCCUCGUCCUUCUGCAGGUCGAUCAGCAGCUUGCGGAACCGCUCUUUGCCCGAGCCACUGGCGCCGCCAGCGGAGCCCACACCUGAAACAUCAACCAGCUUGGCAAUGCGUCCCCAAGAAGUACCACCAGCAGAGGUGUUCUCGCGGUUGGCCAGGAACUGUUCAGCCUCAGCGCGGGCCUGAGCCUUUGUCUUGUCGAUCUUGUUGUUGUAGGCUACGUAGAAGUCGUCGAUGUCCUGCUGGGCCUUCUUUAGGGUGGCUUCCUUCUUCUCCUGGGAAAUCUGUGCGCGGCGAGCGAGCUCGGCGUCCCGCUUCUCACGCCAUAG